Molecule: messenger RNA, 3942 nt
Organism: Egretta garzetta (little egret)
Lineage: Eukaryota; Metazoa; Chordata; Aves; Pelecaniformes; Ardeidae
Gene: ERBB4
Product: erb-b2 receptor tyrosine kinase 4
Exons: 29
Coding region: 1-3942 (1313 amino acids)
Biological process (GO): cell surface receptor protein tyrosine kinase signaling pathway; positive regulation of cell population proliferation; multicellular organism development
Cellular component (GO): basal plasma membrane; signaling receptor complex
Molecular function (GO): epidermal growth factor receptor binding; transmembrane receptor protein tyrosine kinase activity; ATP binding
Source: RefSeq, a predicted model, not a curated record
AUGCUCUUGGUCCCUGGGUUGGUAGCACCAGGGAUCUCUUCUCCAUGCAAAGAGAAAAAAGUGUGUGCUGGCACAGAGAACAAGCUGAGCUCCCUCUCUGACCUGGAGCAGCAGUAUCGGGCCCUGCGCAAGUACUAUGAGAACUGUGAGGUAGUUAUGGGCAACCUGGAAAUCACCAGCAUUGAGCACAAUCGAGACCUCUCCUUCCUGCGGUCUAUCCGAGAAGUCACAGGAUAUGUUUUGGUGGCUUUGAAUCAGUUUGAAUACCUGCCAUUGGAGAACCUGCGCAUCGUUCGUGGGACCAAACUCUAUGAAGAGCGAUAUGCUUUGGCAAUAUUUCUUAACUACAGAAAGGAUGGUAACUUUGGACUCAGGGAACUUGGCUUGAAGAACUUGACGGAAAUACUGAAUGGAGGAGUGUAUGUUGGCCAGAACAAAUUUCUUUGCUUCGCAGACACCAUUCAUUGGCAAGAUAUCGUGCGUAACCCCUGGGCCUCCAACUUCACUUUGGUUCCAACAAAUGGCAGCUCGGGAUGUGGCCGAUGCCACAAAUCCUGCACAGGCCGAUGCUGGGGACCCACAGAGAAUCACUGCCAGACCUUAACAAAGACAGUAUGUGCAGAGCAGUGUGAUGGACGGUGCUAUGGGCCCUAUGUCAGCGACUGUUGCCACCGGGAAUGCGCUGGAGGCUGUUCCGGACCUAAAGACACUGAUUGCUUUGCUUGUAUGAAUUUCAAUGAUAGCGGUGCAUGUGUCACGCAGUGCCCCCAGACUUUUGUAUACAAUCCUACCACCUUCCAACUGGAGCAUAAUCACAAUGCCAAGUACACCUAUGGGGCUUUUUGUGUCAAAAAGUGCCCACACAACUUUGUGGUAGAUUCCAGCUCUUGUGUCCGUGCAUGUCCAAGCUCCAAGAUGGAGGUUGAAGAAAAUGGUAUUAAGAUGUGCAAGCCCUGCACUGACAUUUGUCCUAAAGCAUGUGAUGGCAUUGGAACAGGGAGUUUAGUGUCAGCUCAGACGGUGGAUUCCAGCAACAUUGACAAGUUCAUAAACUGUACCAAGAUCAAUGGCAACCUUAUCUUCCUUGUUACUGGGAUUCAUGGGGACCCGUAUCACACAAUCGCCGCAAUCAAUCCAGAGAAAUUAAAUAUAUUCCAAACAGUGAGAGAGAUAACAGGGUAUUUGAACAUACAGUCAUGGCCUGAGAAUAUGACCGAUUUCAGGGUGUUUUCUAACUUGGUUACUAUCGGUGGAAGAGCUCUCUAUAGUGGCCUUUCCUUACUCAUCCUAAAGCAACAAGGCAUUACCUCUCUGCAGUUUCAGUCCUUGAAGCAAAUCAGUGCUGGCAACAUCUACAUAACAGACAACAGCAAUUUGUGCUACUACCACACUGUCAACUGGACCAGUCUCUUCAGCACACCCAGUCAGAAGACGGUAAUUCAUCGAAAUAAAAAGGCAGAGAACUGCACUGCUGAUGGAAUGGUGUGUCAUGAGUUAUGCUCAAGUGAUGGCUGUUGGGGUCCAGGGCCAGACCAGUGUCUCUCCUGCAAGCGCUUCAUCAGGGGAAGGACCUGCAUAGACUCUUGUAACCUGUAUGAUGGGGAAUUUCGAGAAUUUGCAAAUGGUUCUGUCUGUGUGGAAUGCGAUCCCCAGUGUGAAAAAAUGGAAGAAAACAUGAUCACGUGCUAUGGUCCGGGACCUGACCACUGCACAAAGUGUUUCCAUUUUAAGGAUGGUCCAAACUGUGUGGAAAAAUGUCCUGAUGGCUUACAGGGGGCCAACAGCUUCAUUUUUAAAUAUGCUGAUGAGGAUCGUGAGUGCCAUCCAUGUCAUCCAAACUGCACCCAAGGGUGCAUAGGGCCACGUAUUGAGGACUGCAUCGGCCUGAUGGAUAGGUGUAGAGGUCCCACUAGUCAUGACUGCAUUUACUAUCCAUGGACACGACAGUCCACUUUACCACAACAUGCUAGAACCCCUCUGAUCGCUGCGGGAGUUAUUGGUGGCCUCUUCAUCAUCGUCAUUGUGGGCCUGACAUUUGCCGUGUAUGUUCGGCGCAAGAGCAUUAAAAAGAAGAGAGCAUUGCGAAGAUUCCUGGAGACUGAGCUUGUGGAACCCUUGACUCCAAGUGGCACAGCACCCAAUCAAGCACAGCUUCGUAUCCUGAAGGAAACUGAGCUGAAAAGAGUCAAGGUUCUUGGCUCUGGAGCGUUUGGAACUGUAUACAAGGGCAUUUGGGUCCCUGAGGGAGAAACUGUGAAGAUUCCUGUGGCCAUUAAGAUCCUUAAUGAGACCACUGGUCCAAAAGCCAAUGUGGAGUUUAUGGAUGAAGCUCUUAUCAUGGCCAGCAUGGACCACCCACACCUGGUGAGACUCCUGGGCGUCUGCUUGAGCCCGACCAUUCAACUAGUCACUCAGCUGAUGCCUCAUGGCUGCCUGUUGGAUUAUGUUCAUGAACAUAAGGAUAAUAUUGGCUCCCAGCUUCUGCUAAACUGGUGUGUCCAAAUAGCUAAGGGGAUGAUGUACCUGGAAGAGAGGAGACUUGUCCACCGGGACUUGGCAGCACGUAAUGUCUUGGUGAAAUCACCAAACCACGUGAAGAUCACUGACUUCGGCUUGGCCAGACUUUUGGAAGGGGAUGAGAAGGAGUAUAAUGCUGAUGGAGGGAAGGCUACAUUUCCAAUUAAGUGGAUGGCUCUGGAGUGCAUACACUACAGGAAAUUUACCCAUCAGAGUGAUGUUUGGAGCUAUGGAGUCACUAUCUGGGAGCUUAUGACCUUUGGUGGGAAGCCAUACGAUGGAAUCCCAACUCGAGAGAUCCCUGACCUCUUGGAGAAGGGAGAGCGGUUACCCCAACCUCCAAUCUGCACCAUUGAUGUUUAUAUGGUGAUGGUGAAGUGCUGGAUGAUUGAUGCUGACAGUCGGCCAAAAUUCAAGGAGCUGGCUGCUGAAUUCUCUAGAAUGGCUCGAGACCCUCAGAGAUACCUAGUAAUUCAGGGAGAUGAUCGUAUGAAGCUCCCAAGCCCAAAUGACAGCAAGUUCUUCCAAAACCUUCUCGAUGAGGAAGACCUGGAAGAUAUGAUGGAUGCUGAAGAGUAUCUUGUUCCUCAAGCCUUCAACAUCCCUCCUCCUAUCUACACCUCCAGGACAAGAAUUGAUUCCAACAGGGUCAUGGUGUUGAAAUUUCCUUGCACUCCCUUGCUGACAAGCAAAAUGAACCAGUUUGUGUAUAGAGAUGGUGGCUAUGCUGCAGAAGUGCCGAUGCCGUACAGAGCUCCUGGCUGCGUAAUACCAGAAGCCCCAGUUGCUCAAGGGGCCACAGCAGAGAUCUUUGAAGAUACUUGCUGUAAUGGCACACUACGAAAGCAAGUGGCAACCCUGGCAAAAGAGGACAGCAGCACCCAGAGGUACAGCGCUGAUCCCACAGUCUUCAUACCCGAGCGGGUCAUCCGGGGAGAGCUGGAUGAGGAUGGGUACAUGACGCCAAUGCGAGACAAACCUAAAACAGAUUACCUGAACCCGGUGGAAGAGAACCCAUUUGUUUCCCGACGAAAGAAUGGAGAUCUCCAAGCUGUGGACAACCCAGAGUAUCACAACGCUCCGAACGGGCAGCCCAAAGCAGAGGAUGAGUACGUGAAUGAGCCAUUGUACCUCAACACUUUUGCAAACACCUUGGAUAAUGCCGAGUACCUGAAGAACAAUUUGCCGGAGAAAGCCAAGAAGGCCUUUGACAACCCAGACUACUGGAAUCACAGCCUGCCCCCACGAAGCACCCUCCAGCACCCGGACUACCUGCAAGAGUACAGCACAAAAUACUUUUACAAACAGAAUGGACGGAUCCGGCCCAUUGUGGCAGAGAAUCCUGAAUACCUCUCCGAGUUCUCCCUGAAGCCUGGCACUGUGCUGCCCCCGCCACCCUACAGACACCGAAAUACAGUGGUGUAG